Messenger RNA from Benincasa hispida (wax gourd), 1734 nucleotides. Lineage: Eukaryota; Viridiplantae; Streptophyta; Magnoliopsida; Cucurbitales; Cucurbitaceae. The record is from RefSeq and is a predicted model, not a curated record.
AUGAUAGUGGAAGAGUAUGAAGAGGAGUUUGACAAAUUAUCUUGUUUUGCUACCGAAGCAAAGAGGGUUGAAAGAUGUAAGCAGGUAGGGCAUACGGUAGACCAAUGCCCUAGUAGUGGUUCCGGAAGUGCGGGGGGUCAUCCCCCGAGUUUGCAUCAGGGUAGUUCAAGCCGACAGCAGCAGCAGGGUCGGUCUAUGCCACCAGUCGUCAGGAAGCUAAGCACUCGGGACAUUGGUGACAGUUGUGAGAGAUUAUCCGAUGUAUUCCCGGAAGAACUUCCAGGAUUGCCUCCACCAAGGGAGAUUGAUUUUACGAUUGAACUGAAGCCAGACACUAUUCCUAUAUCCAAAGCUCCGUACAAAAUGGCUCCGGCAGAAUUGAAAGAAUUAAAGGUUCAAUUGGAGUUGAAUAAGGUGACCAUUAAGAAUAAGUACCCGCUUCCUAGAAUCGAUGACCAGUUUGACCAGCUACAGGGUGCUACCGUAUUUUCCAAGAUUGACCUACGGUCAGGUUACCAUCAGCUGAGGAUCAGGGAUAGUGAUAUUCCGAAGACUGCAUUUCGAUCCAAAUAUGGGCAUUACGAGUUCAUUGUAAUGUCUUUUGUUCUGACUAAUGCUCCAACGACAGAGGUGGAGCAUAAGGAACAUCUUAGGAAGGUCCUAGGAACAGUUAGGGAAAACAAACUGUAUGCAAAGUUUUCUAAGUGCGAGUUCUGGCUACGAAAGGUGUCCUUCCUUGGGCACGUGGUGUCGAAGGACGGGGUUUCAAUGGAUCCAGCUAAGAUUGAAGCCAUUACCAAUUGGCCCUGCACUACGACGGUCAGUGAGGUGCGUAGUUUCCUGGGUUUGGCCGGAUACUAUCGUAGGUUUGUAGAGAAUUUAUCCAGCAUGGCCAUGCCAUUGACCCAGCUAACCAGGAAGGGAGCUUCGUUUGUUUGGAGCAAAGCGUGUAAGGACAGUUUUCAGGACCUCAAGCAGAGGUUGGUUUCAGCCCUGGUUCUCACCGUACCAGACGGCUCCAGGAACUUCGUGAUCUACAGUGAUGAUUAUAAGAAGGGUUUGGGUUGUGUGCUUAUGCAACAUGGUAGGGUGGUCGCCUAUGCCUUUCGCCAGUUGAAGAACCAUGAGCGCAACUAUCCUACCUAUGACUUUGAAUUAGCAGCGGGACGGUUGUGCGUCCCAGCAGAUGAUGGGUUAAAAGGGGAACUCUUGGCGGAAGCUCAUAACUCUCCAUUCUCGAUGCACCCAGGUGAAGGCCUUGAGGCAGAAGAUAGUAGGCUUGCUACAACCUUUGGAUGUGCUAGAGUGGAAAUUGGAGAGGAUGGCUAUGGAUUUUAUUACGGGGUUGCCCAGGACAGCGAAGGGUUUCUCGGUGAUUGGGUUGUGAUAGACAGACUCACUAAGGUGGCACAUUUUAUUCUAGGAAAUCCCACGUACGUGGUGAGUAAGUGGGAUCAGUUGUACAUGAAGGAGAUAGUAAAGUUGCAUGGUGUGCCAGUGUCAAUUGUGUCCGACAGGGACCCUCGUUUCACCUCCAGUUUUUGGAAGAGCCUCCAGGCAGCUUUAAGGUCGCAGUUGAACUUCAGUACAACGUUUCACCCUCAAACUAAUGGGCGAACAGAACGUUUAAAUCAGACAUUGGAGGACAUGUUGUGCGCUUGUGCGUUGGAAUUCUCAGGGGGUUGGGACUCCCACUUACAUUUGGCAGAGUUUGCUUAUAAUAACAGCUAUCAG